This is a messenger RNA of Anthostomella pinea, 1068 nucleotides long. NCBI's taxonomy places the organism in Eukaryota, Fungi, Ascomycota, Sordariomycetes, Xylariales, Xylariaceae. The record is from the annotation of a GenBank genome assembly.
AUGAUUGCUCUCUCUCCAGAGAAUCAAACCACUUUUGACAAGGCUUCUCAUAUCUCAUUUGAUGAGCUUAUUACUCCUGUACUUGAAUAUAGCUUCUCAACACUGAAGAUCGAGAAGAUCAUAUCACCAGCUCCUGUGAAAAGCUUCAAAGAAGCCAAGAGCCGACCAGAACUCUGGGAUGCUUGGAAACCUGCUUUCAACGCACAGAUCGACAGUCUCAAGACUCGCAAGGCUUUUGACCUGGUAUACCUCCCUUCUGGUCAACGAGCAUUACCAGUCAAAUGGGUUCCUGAUCAGAAAUUUGCCCCAAACGGAGACUUUCUUCGAAACAGAGCCCGUCUGGUUGUAUGUGGCAAUUUUGAAGAAGGCCACAACUGGGCAGUUCACGAGCUCUAUGCUGCAGUUGCCAGCUCAAUGUCAGUCAAAGUGUUCUUCACACUUGUUGCUGUACAAGGUCUUCACUGUUCUCAACAUGAUAUCGUCACGGCAUUUCUACAUGCUCCGAUCCCACAGGGCGUGCAUAUCUACUGCCGUCAACCACCUGAUUAUUCCGACGGCACUGAACGUGUUUGGAAACUCAACCAAGCUCUCUACGGACAUCGAAAAUCAUCCGUCUGGUGGUUUGAAGAACUAUCCAGCAAGCUGAAAACCAUCGGCUUUGAACCGUUCCAUACAGAUCUCUGCAUAUUCAAGCACGAGAAACUGGUCAUCCUCUUGAUCGUACACGUUGAUGACAUUCUGAUCGCAGCCAAGGCUAAGGCUGAUUGCGAUCUGGUCGUUCACCAACUUGAAAGAUUCUUUGACCUUAAGAAUCUCGGCGAGGUUUCAGAAUUCCUUGGCUAUCGUGUCAUACGCAAUCUCAACCACAACCAGAUCUUCUUGUGCCAAGAAAAGUACUGUAAGAAGAUUCUCUCGAAAUAUGCUGAUCCUGACGUUAAGCCUGUCACUACUCCUUGGCUCCUCAAAGCCAAGAUCCCUUCCAAGUGGGAACCUAUCUUUGACCUCAAGAAGAAGAAGUAUCUCAAACACACAAGUUCUAAAAACUACCUCUCAUCUAUCUGGUACUAG